Molecule: messenger RNA, 261 nt
Organism: Saprolegnia diclina VS20
Lineage: Eukaryota; Oomycota; Saprolegniomycetes; Saprolegniales; Saprolegniaceae
Exons: 1
Coding region: 1-261 (86 amino acids)
Source: RefSeq, a predicted model, not a curated record
AUGGCCGAGCUCGACACGCUCCAGGUGCCGUACGCAGACUUGCUCGGCAAGGCGAGCGAAAACGGUUUCUCGAACGCGCGCCUGGCCAUGAUGGUUAGCGAAGGCGAGUUGCAGCCGUCGUUCACCGAGUCGAUGCCGUCGGAGCUCCUCGCGCUCGCCCGCGAGUGUCUCUCGUUCCACGACAACGACCGUCCGUCGGCGAUCCAGUUGUCGUACAAGCUUCACAAGAUUCUCAACGAGAACAAGGCAGGCUACCAGUAG